Messenger RNA from Maylandia zebra (zebra mbuna), 2649 nucleotides. It is a transcript of the gene pibf1, whose product is annotated as progesterone immunomodulatory binding factor 1. NCBI's taxonomy places the organism in Eukaryota, Metazoa, Chordata, Actinopteri, Cichliformes, Cichlidae. The record is from RefSeq and is a predicted model, not a curated record. Gene Ontology annotation, cellular component: microtubule organizing center. Gene Ontology annotation, biological process: cilium assembly.
UGUAGCUGAACCCACAUAGAAGUCGAGCCGGUGGCGGCUAGCAGGCAGCUCAGAGCGGGACCCUUGAAAACAAAAACAAUUCUGUGGCUUCUCUUUUUGAGUCCGGGGUGUCACUGCAAUUCAGCAUGAAGUUCAUGUCCUCUUUGUUUAACGCUGGUUGCCAGUGUUUAGUUGUUUAGCCAGAGAGGUACCGAGGAGUCAGAAUCAGGAUUCAAAACGAUACAAAAUGCCUCCGAAGAAGCAGCAUCUCAAGCCGACUGCAGCCAACGUCUCCAGCUCUUUGGACCUAGAGUCUGAGGACAUCAGCUUGGAGACUACCGUGCCCACCACCGAGGAUGUCUCCUCGUCCGACGAGCAGCGGAACGGCUCCCAGAAGGUGACCCGCCAGCUGAUCGAGAGGAAGGAGCUGCUGCACAACAUCCAGCUGCUUAAAAUCGAGCUAUCUCAGAAGAAUCUCAUCAUAGACAACAUGAAGGCCGAUCAUAUGUCAAAGAUUGAGGAGUUGGAGGAGAGGCUGAAUGACGCCCUGCAUCAGAAACAAGUGUUGGUCCUAAGACUGGAUAACCAGCUGAAACUUACUCAGGAGGAGAACAGGAAGCAGCAGGCUCUGCGUAAGCAGGAGAUGGAGGCCAUCCUGCUCAGGCAGCAGCAGCUGGAGGAGACUAACCGACAGCUGUGUGAGAAGGCUGGAGAACUGAGGAGAUCUCUCAGGGAUCUGGACCUCUCCCAGGACAGAUACCAGGAGCUUCGUGGUCUUCCUGAGGACAAAAUAUCUAUACAGGAAUAUGUAGCUAUGCGUUUCUAUGAGGUAGUGACUCCUCUGCGGGCCCAGCUGGUUGAGCUUAGUCUGAAGGACAGCAGUGUAACAGAAGAGCUGGGUAUGCACAGAACCAAGAUGAAGACACUGAUUGAGAGCUACGAGGAAGAGCGGCGGUUGCGUACAGAGCUGGAGAUGAGGAGUCAGAGAUUGACCUUAGAACUGGCUGACACCAAACAGCAGAUCCAAGAUGGUGACUACCGCAGAGAAAACUACCCAAACAUCAAACGAGAGCGCGACAACUUUGAAGCAGAGCUGAAGGAGUUAAAGAGGAGAUAUGAGGCCGUAGACUUGUCUCACGCUGCAGUGACCAGAGAAAGGGACACACUCAGCAAAGAGGUGGCAACAUUGCAACAAUCAGUGACACUCCUGCAGAAGGACAAGGAGUACCUGCACAGGCAGAAUGUGGAACUCAGUGUUCGCUGUGCACAUGAAGAAGACCGCCUGGAGAGAUUGCAGGUACAAUUAGAAGACACUAAAAAAGCCAGGGAAGACGCCUAUGAAAAAUAUGUAGCAUCCAGAGACCACUACAAGUCAGAAUAUGAGAGCAAAUUAAGAGAGGAGUUGGAGAACAUCAGGCUGAAAACAAGUCAGGAGAUAGACAACCUGCAGAGAACCUCCAGGGAGAUGUAUGAGAGGGAAAACAGGAACUUGCGCGAGGCCAGAGACGGCGCGGUGCUGGAGAGAGACCGAGCAGUGGCUGCUGAGAGAGAUGCCCAGUCCAGAUAUGACCAACUGCUGGAGCAGUUCCGUCAGCUGCAGCUGGGUACAGACAGCCGGGUGGCAGAACUAUCCAACCAGGCCAAGCUGCACUCUUUUGAAGCUGAGCGUGCUAAUAUGGUCAAGGAUGAGACGGCUAAAGCCCUAGCUCAGUGUCAGCUGGAGUGUGAGAAACAGCAGAAGAAACUAGAGCUCCUCACUCAGGAGUUUUACAGGCUACAAACUUCCUCAGAGAGACGGGUAGCAGAGCUGCAGACUCAGAACGCUGAGCAGGCGUCUCGCCUGGAAACGUAUGAAAAGCUCGAGCAAGAGCUGGACCAGGUCACCAUGCAAGCCGCCGAAAUUGAGAAUGAAGAAGAGGCAGAGAGGGUUUUGUUCUCAUAUGGCUAUGGGGCAAAUGUUCCUACAACGGCCAAAAGAAGACUAAAACAGAGCGUUCACUUGGCCCGCAGGGUGCUGCAGCUCGAGAGGCAGAAUACAUCACUGAGGAGAGAGUUGGAAAGUCACAAGUCGCAGACGGGGCAGAUAUCUGAACAGUUGUUGGCCGCCAACCAGCUGUUACAGCAGACGCAGCAACCUUAUAGUUACUUGAUUGAGACGGUGAGACAAAGGGAUGCACAGAUCAGCAUACUGAAGGAGCGUGUCACCUCACUUGAGGGCAAUGUCAGUUCUCUGAGGAAAGAGCGGACCGCUCUGGAACAGGUGAAAAAUAACAUGGCCGCUGAUCUGGAGCGACUUCUCAACCAUCAAGAGGAGUUAGCCAUGAUGAAGCAGGUCCUGAUCAGCAUGCGGUCCAGACAGGCAGACGCUCUAAACCUGUUGGAAACAGAUAAAACUGGUAUCAGGACUUCUGGAUUGGGGAAAAAACAGCAGUCCAAACGUAUCAACAGGACAGCAGAAGAAGAAUCACCAAACAAACCCAAACCCACUGUGUUUACAAAUAAAGAAGUUCCCGAUUGGUACCAAAAGCAGAAGUGGAAAUCCAAGUGACCGUUUGUGUCAUGACUGGAGCUCAGGACCUUUGUUUUUAAAUUUUAGGUUUUGUCUAGACCUUUGUAAGUUACAGUUCAUUUCAUUGCUUGAUUGCUUUUCAAAUACAAAGGCACAAACAG